AAAUAGUAGUGAUGAGAUGGAGGAAGCUGACAGGUAAGCACAUGUGACGUGCCCUUUAAAUUCUCCUCCUUUCUCAUCGUCGGUGCUAAUAAAUUUAUAAAAGAAAGGAAGAAAAUCAGAGGGCAGGCAAGCUGGGCGUGGACUGAGAGUGAGAUUCUCACUGGAAAUGAAGAUGGAUAGAAUUAGAUCUAUGCUCCUUGUUUGUAUAAUCUUACUGUUGGUCGCAAAAGGCACAGUCGGAAGUCGUAAGAGUGGAAAGUCUUCUUCGUCUUCGGUUUUUUCUUUGUUCAAUCUUAAAGAGAAGAGUAGGUUUUGGAGUGAGGCUAUCAUACGUGAAGAUUUCCAUGAUUUAGAAACCACCAGCCCUUCUUCAAUGGGUGUUCACAACUACACCAAGGCAGGGAACAUUGCAAAUUACCUAAACCUUAUGGAAGUAGAGUCUUUGUACCUUCCAGUUCCUGUCAAUUUCAUUUUUAUAGGAUUUGAAGGAAAAGGGAACCAAGAGUUCAAGCUUCAUCCUGAAGAACUAGAGCGGUGGUUCACCAAAAUCGAUCACAUCUUUGCACAUACACGAGUUCCGCGAAUUGGAGAGCUUCUCACUCCAUUUUACAAAAUUAGCAUGGAUAAAAUGCAACAUCACCAUCUUCCCAUCAUCAGUCAUAUAAAUUACAAUUUCUCUGUCCAUGCCAUACAAAUGGGUGAAAAGGUGACUUCUAUCUUUGAGCGUGCCAUCAAUGUUUUAGCCCGCAGAGAUGAUGUAUCAGGUGACAGGGAUGGCACUGAUUCUCUUUGGCAAGUGGAUGCAGACAUGAUGGAUGUUCUUUUCACCAGUCUUGUUGAAUACCUGCAGCUUGAAGAUGCAUAUAACAUCUUCAUUUUGAAUCCCCAUCCUGAUGCGAAAAAAGCUAAAUACGGCUACAGGAGAGGUUUAUCUGAGUCAGAAAUAACUUUUCUGAAAGAGGAUAAGAGUCUGCAAAGUAAAAUUCUUCAGUCAGGGCAUAUUCCAGAAAGUGUUCUUGCUCUUGAUAAGAUUAAGAAACCUUUAUAUGGAAAGCAUCCUAUGGCAAAGUUUGCAUGGACAGUUACAGAAGAAACUGAUACGGUGGAAUGGUACAAUAUUUGCGUAGAUGCACUGACCAAUGUUGAUAAGUUGUAUCAAGGAAAGGACACUGCUGAAAUCAUUCAGAAUAAAGUUUUACAGUUAUUAAACGGGAAGAAUGAAGAUAUGAAGCUUCUUCUUGAAAGGGAAUUAAGGUCUGGGGAGUUCAGUGACCACCAUGCAGAAUGUCUAACAGAUACAUGGAUUGGAAAGGACAGCAGGUGGGCUUUUAUCGAUUUGACUGCUGGACCUUUUUCGUGGGGACCUGCUGUUGGUGGAGAAGGUGUGCGAACAGAAUUAAGUUUGCCAAAUGUGGGAAAGACCAUCGGUGCUGUUGAAGAAAUUUCUGAAGAUGAAGCUGAAGAUCGCUUGCAAGAUGCAAUUCAGGAAAAGUUUGCUGUAUUUGGUGAUAAGGAUCAUCAGGCAAUUGAUAUUCUUCUAGCAGAGAUUGAUAUCUAUGAGCUUUUUGCAUUCAAGCAUUGCAAAGGAAGGAGAGUCAAGCUCGCUCUUUGUGAAGAGCUUGAUGAGAGAAUGCGGGAUUUAAAAGAUGAACUUCAGUCAUUUGAAGGUGAAGAAUAUGAUGAAAGCCACCGGAGGAAGGCUAUAGAUGCUUUAAAACGAAUGGAGAACUGGAAUUUGUUCAGUGAUACUCAUGAGGAUUUCCAAAACUACACAGUUGCCCGGGAUACUUUCCUUGCACACCUUGGUGCGACCCUAUGGGGAUCUGUGAGACACAUCAUAUCUCCUUCAGUUGCUGAUGGUGCUUUCCAUUAUUAUGAGAAGAUUUCGUACCAAUUGUUUUUCAUCACACAAGAGAAAGUUCGACAUAUUAAACAAUUGCCAGUGGACCUAAAGGCUCUCCAGGAUGGGCUUUCCUCUUUGUUGAUACCUUCACAGAAAGUCAUGUUCAGUCAGGAUGUGUUAUCACUUUCAGAGGAUCCUGCUUUGGCAAUGGCAUUUUCUGUGGCACGACGAGCAGCAGCUGUUCCACUUUUGCUUGUCAAUGGAACAUAUAGGAAAACUAUCCGUUCCUAUCUUGAUUCUUCAAUUCUCCAGCAUCAGUUGCAGAGGCUGAAUAAUCAUGGAUCUCUCAAAGGAUCACAUGCUCAUAGCCGGUCCACCUUGGAAGUUCCGAUCUUUUGGUUCAUUCAUACUGAUCCGUUGUUAGUAGACAAACAUUAUCAGGCCAAGGCACUUUCUGAUAUGGUUAUUGUUGUCCAAUCAGAGUCCUCAUCCUGGGAGAGCCAUCUGCAGUGUAAUGGAAAAUCGCUUUUGUGGGAUUUAAGGAGGCCCGUCAAGCCUGCUUUGGCUGCUGUUUCUGAACAUCUGGCUGGUUUGCUUCCCCUUCAUUUUGUCUACAGUCAUGCCCAUGAAACUGCAAUUGAGGAUUGGAUAUGGUCGGUGGGUUGCAACCCUUUCUCCAUUACUUCUCAAGGUUGGCACAUAUCAAAAUUUCAAUCAGAUGCAAUGGCUCGGAGCUACAUCAUAACAACUCUUGAGGAGUCGAUACAACUGGUCAAUUCAGCCAUUCACCUUCUACUCUGGGAGCGUACAACUGAGAAAACCUUUAAACUCUUUCAAUCCCAGGAGCGUGAGCUAGUGAACAAGUAUAAUUAUGUUGUCAGCUUGUGGAGAAGAGUUUCAACUAUUGCUGGAGAAUUGCGUUAUGUAGAUGCCAUGAGACUGCUGUAUACCUUAGAGGAAGCAACCAAAGGGUUUGUUGAUCAAGUCAAUGCAACCAUAUCCCUUCUUCACCCGAUUCAGUGCACAAAAGAGAGAAAAGUAGAUGUGGAGUUUGAUGUGACAACAAUUCCUGCUUUCUUGAUUGUUCUUGGUGUUCUAUAUAUUGUGCUAAAGCCAAGACGACCAAAACCUAAAAUCAACUGAGCUAAUUUGUAGCUGAUGUCAUGGUCGCAAAAUAGUGGCAGCAAUUGUCUCAAAGCUUCUUGUAGAUUUCUCAUGAGAACAAAAAUUUUCCCCUGAUAAUCACACAUAGUUUGAUGUACACAGCUGUUAGAAAUGAUAGUUGAUCAGAGAAAGAAAAGAAAUGAGAAAGUGGCAAAAUGGUGAGCACACCAAAAGCAUAUAGCAGCAGUUGCUUCUCAGUUUUUGGUACCGUUCUUUUCAUUAAACCUAGAAUAUUGAUCUAAACAUUGUCAUUUGUAACAUGGGUAAAGAUAUUGCCAAGAGACAGCAGCUUUAUACGUAAGCUAAUUGUAAUACUCAUUUGUCACUGAUGAGGUAUCAAAACUGAAAUUUUCCAA
Theobroma umbraticum is the source of this 3363-nucleotide messenger RNA. RefSeq lists its product as uncharacterized. NCBI's taxonomy places the organism in Eukaryota, Viridiplantae, Streptophyta, Magnoliopsida, Malvales, Malvaceae. The record is from RefSeq and is a predicted model, not a curated record.